AUUUUUGUCACUGUUUUCAAAAAUAAAGGAGAAAGAAAUGAAAAGCGAAUACAAAUAAUGCGAAAAAUGGGAAAUUUAUAAUAUUUAAAAAUAUACACAAAAUUAUAAAAUACAUUAGAGACGAUGAGAAAAUUUUCUUUACAAAUUUCCAAAGUACUACUGCGAAAUUGAGAAUUUUGAAAAAUUUCUUGAAAAAUGACGACAAAUAUUGUGAUUAAAGAGAGAAUAGUAUUUCUUCUGGGAUUUGGGGCCGGAUUCUGCGUUACACUCUUAAUAUAUUUAAUGAAAUACUCGAUAAUUCCAGACUGUGAUAAUGUAAAAUCGACAAUUACAAAUGAAGAGAAUAAUUUCGAUUAUAAUAAACUCGUUGGAUUGUCUAGAGAGAGUGUAAAAUUUGCUGUUUGGUUGAAGGAGACAACGGAAAAUCUCGAGGAAAAUGUUUCCUAUGAAAAAUGGCUCGAGAGGCAAAAUACAAAAAUUGGAGAAAUUCAUGUGGAUAAAGAUGAUAUAAAUUCUGACAAAAAAAUAGAAUCAAAAUGGUUAAGGAACAAGGUACACGUGACUUGUGUUAUUUUCGUCGAAAAAUUAAAAUUGGCUCAAACUAUAGUCGACACUUGGGGCAAGCAUUGUAAUAAAUUAUUAUUUUUUGGAAAAGAUUUACAAGAUUCCAAAGUACCUGUGAUAAAAUUUGAUGUAAAACUUACAUCCUCCUGGCAGCUUUUGUGCGAAUCGAUGAAUUACGUAUUUAAUGAAACGAAAAAUGUUGAAAAUGAUUUGGAAUGGAUUAUAUUUGUAAGAGAUGAUACGAUGGUGAUUCCGGAAAAUUUACGAUAUCUCGUGGCUCCUUUGAAUUUCAAACAGGAUUAUUAUCUUGGUCAUGCAGUUUCGUUGUGGGGUCAGGAUUAUAAUGUAGCCGAGGCCGGCUACGUACUCAGUAAAUCGGCUUUUGGUAAAAUUGUCAAAAAAUUCGAUAAUUCUCAAAAGUGCGCGUCAAGUGGAAAAUUUUGGAAAAAAGAAGAUUUCUAUCUAGGUAAACAUUUACGCACAAUGGGAAUUCAUCCUUCAGACACAAGGGACACAUUGAAAAGAGGAACUUUUCAUGGAUAUUCAUUGCAAAUUUUAUUUUGGGGAAUUGCAAAACCAGGUCAAUAUUGGACCAGAGCUCUUUAUCCGCCAGGAGUUGAUUGUUGUUCCACGAGAUCAGUGACUUUUAAUGCAGUUGAUUCCAGUAAAAUGUACACUCUAAAUUAUCUUCUUUAUUAUUUAAACAGUAUUUUGAAACCUGCAAUACAUGAAAGUAAAUCAAUUACAUCGGAUGACAAGGUGUGGCAAAAAGUUUUAAAAGAUGAAUUUGGCAUUGAAAACGUCACAGAAAUUACCAACGAUCAGUAUUAUCAAUUAUGGAGAAGAAAAUAUUCAGAACCAGAAACAUUCAUGCAAUCUAAAAUUUACAAUCCAUUCUCGUCUUCAUUGAAUAAUAUUCAACAGGAUGAACUCUUUUUUGAUGAGAGAAAAAAUGUCUAACACUGUUUUUUUUUAUUUAUUAGACUAUAUUUAUUUAAGUACAAAUUGUACAUUAAGUACAAAUCAGAAUCUAAAUAUUUACAAAGAAAGACUGCAAGAUUUUUUCUGCAUUAAUAGAAAUUGAAACUGAUACGUCCAUUUUAUGAAGUUUUAUAACUUUUAAUAUUUUUUUUAUAAUAAUUGUCCAAGUUGGCAAAUGAAUUUUAAUUCUUUUAUCAUUAAUCGUUAACAGUUAUAAUUGUUAACAAUUAGUAACUUUUUUAUUAACUUGUUGUUAAUUAACUGAUAUAUUUUAUUAAUCAAAUUCAGUCAUCUUUAAUAUUUUAUUAAAAUUAGUUAUAAUAAUAAGUUAUAAUUAUAGAUAAGAAAAAGUGCUUUAUUAGAAAAUAUUAGUCUUGAAAUAAUUUUUAUAAGUGCCUUAUAAUAAAGUUUAUAAUCUUUCUACAA
This is a messenger RNA of Leptopilina heterotoma, 1971 nucleotides long. Its product is annotated as glycoprotein-N-acetylgalactosamine 3-beta-galactosyltransferase 1-like. The record is from RefSeq and is a predicted model, not a curated record. The coding region runs from base 196 to 1524 and encodes 442 amino acids. The transcript has 5 exons. NCBI's taxonomy places the organism in Eukaryota, Metazoa, Arthropoda, Insecta, Hymenoptera, Figitidae. Gene Ontology annotation, cellular component: membrane. Gene Ontology annotation, molecular function: N-acetylgalactosaminide beta-1,3-galactosyltransferase activity.